Clonostachys rhizophaga is the source of this 2370-nucleotide messenger RNA. The record is from the annotation of a GenBank genome assembly. Lineage: Eukaryota; Fungi; Ascomycota; Sordariomycetes; Hypocreales; Bionectriaceae.
AUGGGGCUUUCUUCGCUCCUCACCACGGGUCUUCUGGCCCUGCGCCUGUUCGCUCUUGAGGCGGCCGCAAGCCCUGCACCUGCACCAUUCCCCGUCGCGGACCAGACUGCUAAUGUCAGUACUCAAGCCGCCUCGUCAUGGUGGUUCUCGAGCAUUGAGCGCACUGGCGCCGUUCCCUUCGGCACCAGUGGUAGCGACUACCCCGUCUUCCGUAACGUCAAAGACUACGGUGCCAAGGGUGAUGGUUCCUCUGAUGACACUGUUGCCAUCAACGCUGCCAUCACUGCUGGCAACAACCGAUGCGGUCUCGGCUGCGACUCUAGCACCACCACUCCCGCUCUCGUCUACUUCCCCCCUGGUACCUACAUUGUUUCCAAGCCCAUCAUUGCCUACUACUACACCCACUUGAUUGGCGAUCUUUCUGAUGUCCCCACCCUCAAGUCCAGUGCCAACUUCCAGGGCAUGGCUGUCAUCGACGCCAACCCUUACGCUGACACCGGUAACAACUGGUUCACCAACCAGAACAACUUCUUCCGACAGAUUCGCAACUUCAAGAUCGACGUCACCGCCCAGCCCAAGACCUCAGGUACUGGUAUCCACUGGCAGGUUGCCCAGGCCACCUCUCUCCAGAACAUCGAGUUCUUCAUGAUUGAGGACAGCAGCGAGGACAACGCCCAGCAGGGUAUCUUCAUGGAGAACGGAUCUGGUGGUUUCAUCACCGACCUCGUCUUCCACGGUGGAAAGUACGGUGCCUUCUUCGGCAGCCAGCAGUUCACUGCCCGCAACCUGAGUUUCUACAACUGCAACACCGCCAUUUACCAGAUCUGGAACUGGGUCUGGAACUACCACGGACUUACCAUCAAGAACUGCGGUGUUGGUCUCGACUUGACUAGUGGUGGCAACGCUCAGACCGUCGGCACAGUCAUUGUUCAGGAUGGUGUCUUCUCCGACACUCCUGUCGCUAUCAAGUCCCUCUACAACCCUGCCCAGGCCGGCACCAACGGAACCCUCAUCAUUGACAACACCGACUUCACCAGCAACGUCCCUGUCGCUGUCUCCAACGGCGGAACUGGCGCCACCAUCCUCCCCGGCAACCAGAAGGUUUCCUCCUUCGUCCAGGGACGCUCCUACACUGGUAGCUCCGGUCAAGCCGUCCAGGCCACUCAGACCGCUCCCACCAAGCCCGCCGUUCUCCUUGACGACGCCGGUCGUGUCUUCGUCCGCAGCAAGCCUCAGUACGCUGAUGUUGAUGCCUCCAAGUUCAUCUCCGUCAAGACCAAGGGUGCCAAGGGUGACGGUAAGACUGAUGAUACCGCCGCUAUCCAGGCUGCUUUCGACGGCGCCGCUGAGGGCGAGAUUGUCUACUUCCCCCACGGUGCUUACAUCAUCAGCGACACCGUCAAGGUCCCCAAGAACAUCAAGAUUGUUGGUGAGAUCUGGCCUCUGAUCAUGGCUGGAGGUGCCAACUCCAAGUUCCUCGACCAGGCCAACCCCAAGCCCAUGCUCCAGGUCGGCCAGCCCGGCGAUGUUGGCAAUGUUGAGAUUUCUGACCUCAUGAUUGAGACCCAGGGUCCUCAGCCCGGUGCCAUCCUUAUGGAGUGGAACCUCGAGGCCGCCAGCAAGGGCUCCGCCGGUCUCUGGGAUGUCCACUUCCGCAUCGGUGGUUCUGCUGGCACCAACCUGCAGUCCGACAAGUGCAGCAAGACUCCCCAGCAGACCACUCCUGCCAACCCUGAGUGUAUUGGUGCCUUUAUGCUCAUGCACAUCACCAAGACUGGUAGCGUCUACAUGGAGAAUAACUGGCUCUGGGUUUCCGACCACGAGCUUGACCGCAGCGACUUCAACCAGAUCAACAUCUACAACGGCCGCGGUAUACUGAUCGAGUCUACCAAGCCUGUCUGGCUGUGGGGAACCGCCUCUGAGCACAAUGUCCUCUACAACUACCACCUCCAGGGCGCCCAGAACGUCUACAUGAGUGUCAUCCAGACCGAGACUGCCUACAUGCAGGGCAACCCCGAUGCCAAGACCCCAUUCACUUCCAACUCCAAGUACUUCGACCCUGACUGGGCCCAGUGCACUGGUGAGCGAUGCGCCAAGACUUGGGGUCUCCGUAUCCACGAUUCCAGCGACAUCUUCUUCUACGGUGGUGGCCUGUACAGCUUCUUCGAGAACUACACCCAGGAGUGUCUGGACACUGAGGACUGCCAGCAGAACAUGAUCGAGGUCGAGAACUCCAAGGUCCACAUGUACGGUGUCAACACCAAGGCCAGCACCAACGUCAUCACCUCUGGCGGCAAGGGUCUCAUGACUCACCUGCCUGACAAUGAGAGCACGUUCUGCGCUGCCCUUGCCUACUUCUCGUCAGCCUAG